Messenger RNA from Larimichthys crocea (large yellow croaker), 3360 nucleotides. Its product is annotated as protein-arginine deiminase type-2. NCBI's taxonomy places the organism in Eukaryota, Metazoa, Chordata, Actinopteri, Sciaenidae. Gene Ontology annotation, cellular component: cytoplasm; nucleus. Bases 1293 to 3320 code for a protein of 675 amino acids. Gene Ontology annotation, molecular function: protein binding; protein-arginine deiminase activity; calcium ion binding. The record is from RefSeq and is a predicted model, not a curated record. The transcript is spliced from 16 exons.
UGUUGUUUUUAAGUAGUCACACCAUGGUGGCUAGUGCUUGCUUCUAGUUUUAUUGUAGGACUACAGCAAUCUUGAUCAUAGACCACAUAAAGACUAUUUAUCAUUAUAAACAUUUUUUUAAUGGGUUUAGCAAGGGUAUAGGUCUGCAUUUGUUUCAGGAUGCUGACUAUGAUACGCUGACACUCUCUCAUUUUACUGUCUUUUGUAGAUGAAUCAUAAGACUCAUUUGAUUGAAGUAAAGUGCCAUAGUAUAUUACUCUUUAAAGGGAAAUUAUGAAUGGGAAGUGUGUAUGGUUUUGAUAAAAAAAAUUGCUUUUUUAUGUGUGUGAUGGCGUUUGGGUAUAAGGACGGAGCUUAUGUCCUGUUUGUCUUUUAGUCUGUUGCACUCUUUGUUAGGCUAAUUAGGUAUUAUUCAAGGAAAACAUUGCUGCUAGUUUCUACGCGUUUUAUUUUGUAUUUUUCUGCGUGCAUUUCCUGUCCUGACAGUGAAGCUUGCCUGGGAGAGCCUGGGGACUGAGGGGGAUAGCAUCGGGCAUCAAUGACAGAGUUUUUCUCUUGUCUCACAUUACAACCUACAAACAUAAACAUAUCGCUCUAUUGCUCCGAGGCGAGUCACACCUAUUAUUGACAAGAGAAAGGUAACCCCAGUAUAUUAAAGAAAAAUACCUGGACACAGAAAAUCCGCAUAGUUAAUGACAUUGAAAACUCUUUGGGGGCAAACCCGAACAGGUAAGUUGACACCGCCAGCAAAAUGCACACACAGUACCUGUUAUUAAUAUUGAUAAUCAGUUUCAGGUGAACCAGUCUAGUUUAUUUACUUUUAUUCUACUGCGUGCACUCAUGCCACAGGGGAAAACUACACCCUCUAUUCACUGCUGCGUCAUAUUGACACAUUACACUAAUGAUGAUGUGAAAAUAAAUAAAUAAAUAAAAAAUAAAAAGCAAAGCACACAGCAUUGAUACGUAGGCUGGAAUUAAGUGUUUUGCUUCUGUGACCCCCUUAUCUUGAACUAAAUACAAAAGACCAAAAGGUAAUACAGAGAGGGUGAGUAAACAAAGAGCGAGAAACAAGAGAAAGAAAAGGGAGGGAGAUAGGUGACAUGAGUGAGGAGGGUGGAAGAGUUGCCAGCUGUCUGACCAAUCGGCGCACAAAGAGGUUUAAACCCUCAGUACCUGCAGUCUUUAUAAUCUCCUGUUGCAGACAGAGUGUCAGUCCAGUCUGCGUCUUCUGCUCGUAUUCUGGUAACGUAGGACAUUCGCUUUUAGUCCCACACAGCUGAAGAACUGCAAACAUGAGUCACUCCCGGACUCUCAGAGUAGAUUACGGCAAGACUGCAAGCGUUGUAUACGUGGUCGGCACGGAGCUGAAUGUCAACCUGAGCAGGAGUGCCCCUCCGAACUCCGAGUUCUUCUCUGUGAAGGGCUCCCCCAAUGUUCAUUACAGUAUCAGCCCGCCAUGCCCAGAGACGUGCCACCUCUCUCCCACGCCUCUCACCGGAAAUUCAGUACUGCUCAUCAGCAUGAGCUCUGCCAGUCAAUAUGAAAAUGAUAGCAAGUUGUCUCUCUGGUACUAUGACGAGAAUAAAGAGAAGUUAGGGCAUGCACUCCUGCACCUGACAGCUGUUGAGAUCUCUCUGGACGUGGAUGCUGACAGGGAUGGUGUUGUGGAGAAGAACAACCCUAAUAAGGGAUCCUGGAAAUGGGGUCCUGAUGGUCAUGGAGCCAUCCUACUGGUGAACUGUGACACAGAGCGGACUUACUGGAAGAAACCCGACACUGAGCAGAACUUCAUCUCGAAAUCGUCAGAUUUGAAGGACAUGUCUCACAUGGUGCUGCGGACCAGAGGCCCUGCCAAGCUCCCAGAGGGCUACAAGCUCACCAUGCACAUCUCUCAGGGUGACGCAGAGAGGAUCAGAGUCUACAGAUUUGAAAAAGAAGAAAAGAAAAACUUAAUUAAAUACUUGUUAAGUACAAUGGAAGACUAUGCACUGUUCCUAAAUGCGGAAGUCUUGUCCAAUGACGUGCCUUACCUCGGCGGCGCAGCAGAGAUGAGCUUUUAUGUGGAGGGCCUUAGGUUUCCUGACAACGACUUCAAUGGACUCAUCAGCAUCAACCUCAGUCUGUUGGAGCCCAUCACUGCAGGUAUCCCAGAGACACCUAUUUUCACAGACAAAGUCGUGUUCAGAGUGGCACCAUGGAUCAUGACACCCAACACCCUCCAGCCUAUUGAGGUGUUUGUGUGCAGCACAUCUGAUAACUACAAGUUCCUCAAAGGAAUGAGGAACCUUGUUGCACAGAGUGGGUACAAGCUAAAGAUUUGCCAUGAGUAUAUGAACAGAGGAGAUCGCUGGAUGCAGGAUGAGCUGGAGUUUGGCUACAUUGACUCACCUCAUCAACGCUUUCCUGUUGUUCUGGAUUCUCCUCGAGAUAGAGGACUCGAUGACUUCCCAUAUAAUGUACUAUUGGGCCCUGACUUUGGCUAUGUGACAAGGGUGGCUGAGAGAAAAGAUGUGAGCAGUCUGGAUUCAUUCGGUAAUCUGGAGGUUAGUCCUCCUGUCACUGUGAAUGGAAGAAACUACCCACUGGGCAGAAUCCUCAUUGGUGUGGCCUUUCCUACGGCAACUAAAGGACGGAACAUGACCAAAGUAGUUCAGGACUUCUUGUGGGCUCAGAAAGUUCAGGAGCCCGUUGCCUUAUUUUCUGACUGGCUCCUUGUCGGCCACAUUGAUGAAUUCAUGACUUUUGUUCCUGCACCUGACAGAAAGGGCUUCCGGCUGCUACUGGCCAGCCCAGACGCAGCUUACAAACUAUUCAAAGGCUUACAGAAAGAUGGACAUGGACAAGCCAAAAUGUUUGAUGGUCUGAAAAAUGAAGAGCAAAUUACAGUGGAUGAGAUACUCAGCGAUGACAAUCUCCAAGCUCAAAAUAACUACGUGCAGAGCUGCAUCGACUGGAACAGGGAUGUACUGAAGAAAGAGCUGGGCCUGGAUGAUGAGGACAUCAUCGACGUGCCAGUCCUCUUCAACUUAGUGGCAGAAGGGGAAGAUGUGGAGGAAUACAGAGCAUUGGCGUAUUAUCCUGACAUGGUGAACAUGAUUGUCUUGGGGAAAAACCUCGGCAUCCCGAAGCCCUUUGGCCCCAAGGUGAAUGGACGCUGUGUCCUGGAGGCUGAGAUGUGCUCGCUGUUGGAGGGCCUGGGCCUCAGCUGCACAUUCAUCGAUGACUUUGCCUCCUACCACAAACAGCUGGGAGAGGUGCACUGUGGCUCCAACGUCCGCAGGGAAGUGUUUGACUUCAAAUGGUGGAACCUGGAGAUGUGAACGAAAAUUCAACAGUGAAUGGAGAUGGCAUAGAGAGGAA